CUUUUUUUUAUACGAUGAAAAUCAGUUCUCCGUCGUGAAAUAAUGUAAAUAUGUGAUGCCUGGGUAAAACUGACACAACGUGAUAAGUAAAGAGGGCUCCAUGCAAAGCUCAGAGGCGUUUGCUGAAGGCAAAAUCAGGAAAAGAGUGUGUGGCUUGUGAUGUGCACGAGCGUUUGAAUGAACACGGCCAGCCGCUCUCCUCAUAUGCGCAGUCGCUGAGACUGACCUCACUCGGAUAGUCCGCAUUGUUUGCUUCAGAAGUGGGCGGUUGUUAUCAGGUUCCAGUGAUUUCACGAUGACAGACGCAGUGAUGGGCACGAAAGGUGUCCAUGUGCAGUCUGGACCGUGUCUCGGUGCAGAGCUGACUGAUGAGGAGAAGGAGAUCAUUAACAGCGUCAUCGUCCGGGCCGAAAAAAUGGAGGCAAUGGAGCAAGAGAGGAUUGGACGUCUGGUGAAUCGUCUGGACAACAUGAAAAAAGCUGUUUGUGGGGACGGAGUGUCGCGCUGCCUUUUAUGUGGAGAGCAGCUGGGAGCCGGAGGUGAUAGAUCAGUGGUUUGUGAGGACUGUAAAAAGAACAUGUGCACCAAGUGUGGAGUGCAGGCGAACGCUCGGCCGCGGUCUGUGUGGCUCUGCAAGAUCUGCAGUGAGCAGAGAGAGGUAUGGAAGCGAUCUGGAGCCUGGUUCUUCAAAGGUCUCCCUAAGCAGUUCUUGCCCUCACCGAUGCCCAUCUCCAGAGCCAGAGAUCCCAGUCCCCAGAAGAGCCCUGCAGCUCCUCCAGCGGCUGUGCAGACUCAAGCACCGGUCGCAAAGCCGACAGUGGAUCCACCGAUCACACAAAAACCACCCGUGGCUCCAAAACCUGCUCACCUUCAAACUCGUAGUUACUCAGAGGAGGAUGGCGAUGCGGGAAGCUCCCAGAAUACCCCAGUGCUGAUGAAGAAGACGGUGAACGUCCACGCGGCCAGACCAGUCCCAUCAGGCACAUUCCAGCCGGUUGCUCAGGAGGCAGAGAGAGGAGCCUAUCAAUCCAUUAGCACUGCAUCUCAUGUGCAGGAAAGAGCCCAUCCUGCAGAGAGAGAGGAGCAGAAGCCUGCUGUCGGCCCUCGUCCCGUCCAGCAUCAGGCCGCUCCGCCAGCGGACGACGAGGAGGAGGCCAACAGCUAUGACUCCGAUGAAGCAACAACUCUGGGAUCACUAGAGUUCACUUUACUGUAUGACCAAGGGAACAACAGCCUCCACUGCAGCAUUAUUAGGGCAAAGGGUUUGAAGCCGAUGGAUUCGAAUGGACUAGCAGAUCCUUAUGUUAAGCUUCAUCUGUUACCGGGUGCCAGCAAGUCAAAUAAAUUACGCACCAAGACCCUACGCAACACUCGCAACCCAACCUGGAAUGAGACGCUGGUGUACCACGGGCUGACAGAUGAGGACAUGCAGCGCAAGACCCUCAGAAUAUCUGUCUGUGAUGAAGACAAGUUUGGCCACAAUGAGUUCAUCGGAGAAACCAGAGUUGCGCUGAAAAAACUCAAGUUUAAUCAGAAGAAGAACUUUUACGUGUGUCUAGAGAGGGUUGUGCAGACAAAAAGAACAUCAACUGCAGGCGGUGCGCGAGGAAUUGCCCUCUAUGAGGAUGAGACUGCGAAGGAAGGAGCUGAGCUGGAAGAGAGAGGACGAAUCCUGAUAUCCCUCAUGUACAGCAGUCAGCUGAGUCGUCUCAUUGUGGGUGUUAUACGCUGUGUUCACUUAGCAGCAAUGGAUGCGAAUGGGUAUUCUGAUCCUUUUGUCAAAAUAUGUCUGAAACCUGAUAUGGGGAAGAAAGCGAAGAAUAAGACGCAGAUCAAGAAGAAGACACUCAACCCAGAGUUUAAUGAGGAAUUCAGCUAUGAAAUUAAGCAUGCAGAGCUGGCCAAAAAGACUCUUGACAUCUCAGUAUGGGACUAUGACAUAGGCAAAUGCAAUGACUAUAUAGGAGGCUGUCAGCUGGGUAUCACUGCCAAAGGUGAGCGUUUGAAGCACUGGUACGAAUGCCUCAAGAACAAAGACAAGAAGAUCGAGCGCUGGCAUACUCUGCUCAACGAGAAUCACAUCUCCAGCGAUUAGCCUCUUAAAGCGUUCUGCAUGCCUUUAAGUUCUACUCGGCCCCUUUUGCAACUCCAUUCCCCUCCACUAACUGCAUAUCUUGAGCUAUACCGAUCUUGCUCUUGUCUGGCUGACACAUGAUAUGCUUUCAAGAAACAAAAUGUGAUGUCUGGAGCUCUUCUGUUCACUGUGACCUACACAAACGACUAUAGGUUAGCAUUGAAGUAUUAAAGAACUGCACAAAUAUGUCAUGCUCUGUAAUCUGGCCGCAGUAGCAUUGUGAUUAAGUUAUAGUUGAAGAACAAUUGUAGAAACUCCAAAUAUUUAUCUUAAUUGUUGUGGGAAUGCAUUUAUAUCACGUCUCUUAGCAAUCUCUCUUAUUAAAAAACAUUAGGAAAGACUUUCUCCUUUAAAAAAAAAAGAGGCCGAUACAGAAAGUAUAAGCCCUAUUUUAAGCAGUUUUAACCAGUCUAAGAAUGUUUACAGGCCAUAUAGAAUGUCAGGUUCAAUUACUUAUGUUUAGCGACUUUUUAAACACCUUUAACAUAUUAUACUUUUUGUUAAUAUAUGUGAAUUAGAUUUUAUUUUUAUAUUUUCUGUUUUCACAUUCAUUUUAGUUAAAAUUGUAGAAUUUUGCUGCAUUUUUGUCAUG
Molecule: messenger RNA, 2726 nt
Organism: Cyprinus carpio (common carp)
Lineage: Eukaryota; Metazoa; Chordata; Actinopteri; Cypriniformes; Cyprinidae
Product: rabphilin-3A-like
Biological process (GO): intracellular protein transport
Cellular component (GO): membrane
Molecular function (GO): small GTPase binding
Source: RefSeq, a predicted model, not a curated record